Messenger RNA from Aureococcus anophagefferens, 5425 nucleotides. RefSeq lists its product as hypothetical. Bases 38 to 5425 code for a protein of 1795 amino acids. Lineage: Eukaryota; Pelagophyceae; Pelagomonadales; Pelagomonadaceae. The record is from RefSeq and is a predicted model, not a curated record. The transcript is spliced from 6 exons. Gene Ontology annotation, molecular function: 2 iron, 2 sulfur cluster binding; iron ion binding; FAD binding.
ACAGCUCUUCAACGAUCCCCCCCGUCGCACUUACGCAAUGAAGCUCUCGUUCCUCCUCUUCGGCGGCGCCGCGGCGCUCGCGCCCCAGCCGGUCAAGCUCGACCGCCGCCAGGCCAUGAAGACCGUCGCCGGCACCUUCGCCGCCGCCGUCGCCGCGCCCCAGAUCGCGUCCGCCGACGGCGCCGUGUCCGCCGCGACCGUCGCGCGGUCGCGCGGCAUCUACGGCGGCCGCAUCGCCGACCUCAAGGACGCCGUCGAGAAGGGCGACUUCGCGGCCGUGCUCGCGGAGAAGAACGCCUUCGACCUCUUCAACAGCGGCGCCUACGCCCAGAAGAGCGCCAUCACCAAGGCCCAGAAGGCCAUCGCCGUCACCGAGACAAAGAACAUCAUGGAGGCGAUCGCGUCCAAGAACGCGAACCAGCUCAAGACGUCCUACGCCGCCUACAUGAAGAACGCGGCCAUCGACACCAAGCCCGUCGACGUGUCCACGGGCCAGGGCUACUCCAACGACUACGACUGGAAGCGAGCGUUUCCAGCCUCCACACCAAUGUAUCUCUACCUCCUCGCGCUCGUCGUCUUAUCGUGGGUCCUGCUGCGCCUGCGCCGCCGCGCGGAGCCCGUCGAGGCCCGCAGCGAGGACCCAGUGAAGAGCCCGCCCGCUGAGGACCCCCCGUCGACCGUCGUCCUCACGAUCAACGGCGCCGUCCACUGCGUCGAGAACCCGAGCCCGUCGCUCACGCUCCUGGCCUACCUCCGGGACCGCUGCGGCCUCACGGCCGCCAAGGUCGGCUGCGGCGAGGGCGGCUGCGGCGCGUGCACCGUCGUCGAACACAACACGGACGCCAUCAACGCGUGCCUGCGCCUCCUGUGCCAGUGCGACGGGUCCGUCAUCACGACGGCGGAGGGCCUCGGAUCGUCGCGGAACGGCUUCGGGGACAUCCAGAAGGCCAUCGCGGACGGCAACGGGAGCCAGUGCGGCUACUGCACGCCCGGCUGGACGACCGCCGUCGCCGCGCUGCGCGCGCGCGGCCCGCGGUCCCGCGGCGACCUGCAAAAAAAGCUCGACGGCAACAUCUGCCGCUGCACGGGCUACCGGCCCAUCCUCGAGGCCUUGGAGGGUCUGCCCGACGUCGAGGACGCGGCGCCGUGCCGCGACGUGACGACGGGCAGAGCCUGCGGGCGCGCGUGCGGCGCGCCGCCGUCGCGGGGCCUGAGCGUCGCCGACGACGCGCGACGCCUGAGCUACGUGGAGCCCACGAGUCUGCCGCGGCUCUACGCGCUUUUGGACGCGGGCCUCGGCUACGGCGAGACCGUCCUCGUCGGCGGCGCGACGGCGGCCAUCGGCGUCGCCAAGUACUACGACGACUGCCUCGGCGCGCCCUGGGCCGGGGGCCUGCCCCCGCUGGAGGACGCGCAACUCGUGGCGACGAAGUCCGUGCCCGAACUGACGAAGCUCGCCGCCGCCGACGACGGCCUCGCGGCCGGCGGCGCCGUCACCAUCGACGCGCUCUCCGCGGCGCUCCGCGGCGGCCUGGACGUGGCGUGGAACGCGGCGGCGGCGCACCUCGACCGCGUCGCGAACACGCAGGUGCGCAACAGCGCGACCUGGGCCGGGAAUCUCGCGCUCGCGGCGCGCGCCGACGGCUUCCCCUCGGACGUCGCCGUUGCCCUCGCGUGCCUCGGCGCCGAGCUCUCCGUGUCGCGGCGCGACGGGAAGACCAAGCGUCGCCUGCAAAAGCUCGCCGUCGUCGACGUUUUAACCGGCUGGCGCGCGGGCGACGUCGUCGUCGAGCUCUUCGUGCCGCGGUCGCCCGCCGGGACGACGGCGCGCUGCGACAAGGUCGCCGCGCGCCACGCGAACGCGCACGCCUACGUCAACGCGGGCCUGAGCGUGCGCGUCGCCUCGGGCGUCGUCGCGUCCGCGCGGCUCUUCUUCGGCGGCGUCGCCCCGAGGACGAAGCUGUUCCGCGCGACGGCCGCGGAGGCCGCGCUCGCGGGCAAGCCCGUCGCCGACGCCGACGCGUUCCAGGCCGCCGUCGCCGCCUUGCGCGCGCAGCUCCCGACGGACGACGCGUACGCGACGGACUGCGCGGUGCAGCUGCUGUACAAGGCCUGCCUCCUCGCGCAGCCGUCGCUGCCGCCGCGCGUCGCCAACGCGCUCCGGUCCCUCGCGGCGCACCGGCCGCCGUCGUCGGGCGCGCGCGACGUCGCCGGCGCGUCCGACGGCCGCUACGCGCCGGCCUGCGCGCCGCGCGUCAAGCUCGCGGCGCGGCUCCAGGCGUCGGGCGAGGCCCGCUACGCGGCCGACGAGCCCCGGGCCUGCAACGAGGUCUCCGUGGCCUUUGCUUUCGCGAAACGGUCCGGGACGGUGACGGCCGUCGACGUGUCCGGCGCCGCGCGCGUGCUCGGCGCCGUCGCGGUUUAUUCGCGCGACGACGCGCUCCGGGAUUUAGUCGCCACGGAGUCGCUCGCGCUCGACGACGCCGACGACUUAUUGCUCUGGGGCGUCGGCGACGACGUCUUCGUCGGGUGCCGCGUGGCCCUGUGCGUCGGGACGUCCGACCUCGCGGCGCUGGCCAUGGCCCGGGCCGUGCGCUGCGCGACGGACGGCGGCGCCGGCGGCGCCGCGGCGCUGACGUCGGCGGAGUUGAAGGCCGCGCUCGCGGCCCACUUCUCGGACGACGGCUCCGGCAAGGGCCGCAAGCUCGGCCUCCGGCGCGGCGCGCUCCGCGUCGUCGACGACCACGUCGUCCUGAAAACGACAUCGUCGACGACGACCGACGACCGCGUCGUCCUGAAAACGACGUCGUCGACGAAGACCGACGACCGCGUCGUCCUGAAAACGACAUCGUCGACGAAGACCGUGUCCGGCGCCUUCGCGACGCCGCUCCAGAAGCACUUCCACAUGGAGACGCACUCGGCGCGGUGCGUCCCCGGCGAGGGCUCCCGGCUGCUCCUGACGGCGUCGACGCAGGACCCGACGCUCACGCAGACCGUCACCGCGUCCUUGCUCGGCCUCCGGGCCGCGGACGUUGUGGUGGCGUGCCGCCGCGCGGGCGGCGGCUUCGGCGGGAAGCUGACGCUCCACCUGCCGGCGGCGACGUCCGUCGCGCUCGUCGCGGCGAAGCUGGGCGUGCCCGCGCGGUACCACGCGGACCGCCGCGACGACAUGGCCAUGACCGGCGGCCGCGAGGCGACGGCGUGCGACUACGAGGUGUCGUUCGACGCGGCGACGGGCGCGCUCGCGAGCUACGCCGCGACCUUCGCCGUCGAGGGCGGCCACGCGACGCAGGACGCCGUCGGCGACCUCUCCAUGGCCGUGCAGUGGAGCGACAACUGCUACGACAGCGGCCGCCACGACGCCAAGGGCAAAGUGCUGAAGACGCGCGCGCCGCGGUCGUCGUCGAUGCGGUCGCCGGGCGUCAUCCAGUCGCAGUGCUGCCGGGAGCUCGCCAUCGUGCGCGUCGCCCACGAGACGCGGCGGCCCGUCCACGAGGUGCAGGAGCUCAAUUUUUACAAAGUCGGCCAGAAAUUCCCCUACGGGUCCAAGCCUCUCGGGUCGCCGACGUUCAACUACACGAUCCCCGAGCUCUACGCCGCUCUGAAGCCCAAAUUACUGGCGCGCCUCGACGCCGUCGACCAAUUCAACGAGGCCAACGCCUGGCGGAAGCGCGGCGUCCACGUCAUGCCCACGAAGUACAUCAUGGCCAUGGACUUCUGGAAGGUGCCGGCUCUCGUGAACGUCUACGGCGACGGGUCCGUGCAGGUCGCGCACGGCGGCUGCGAGCUCGGCCAGGGCAUCCACACGAAGGUCGCCGCCGUGGCGGCGUAUGCCCUGGGCUGCGAUUUGUCUUUGGUGACCGUGGCCGACACUUCUACCGACAAGACGCCGAAUUCGGUCGCCACGGGCGGCUCGGGCACGUCGGAGUCGUGCUGCGGCGCGACGCUCAAGGCCUGCGCGACGCUGAAAAAGCGUUUAGCGCCCUACGUCGCGAAGCACGCGAAAUGGGCGGACGCCGUCGCCGCGGCGCUCGCGGACGCCGUCGAGCUCAGCGCGACGGGCUGGAACGACCUAAGGACGUCGGAAAGCGGCGACGACCCGGACUACGCGACCUACGGCCUCGCUUUGGCGGAGGUCGAGGUCGACUGCCUCAGCGGCGAGGUCGAGGUCCGGGAGGUCGACGUGCGCAUGGACCAGGGCUCGAGCCUAAACUCGGACGUCGACGUCGGCCAGGUCGAGGGCGCCAUAGUCAUGGCGCUGGGCUUCUACCUCACGGAGCACUGCGCCGUCGACGCGUCGGGGAAGCAGUCGGGCGACGGCACCUGGGAGUACAAGCCGCCCAUGGUCGCGGACGUGCCCCUCGACCUCCGCGUGUCCAUGCUCGCGCGGACGCCGAACCCGUCGGCCGUGGCGGUCCUGGGGAGCAAGGCGUCGGGCGAGCCGCCCAUGCAGCUCGCGGCGUCGGUCUUCUUCGCGCUCCGCGCGGCCGUCGCGGCGUUCCGCCGCGACGCGCUCGGCGACGCGGCCUGGUUCGACCUGCCGGUGCCCGCGUCGCCGAAGGCGAUCCGCGCCGCGCUCGGGCGCCUCGACGACGCGGGCCUCGUCUUCGCGUACUCGAUGGCGACGGACGACCGCUUCGACUCCUUGAGCUUCUGCGCCUUCCACUUCGAGAUGUGGGGCCGCACGGGCGACGCGGCCCGCGUGCCCUCGCCCUCUCGCGCGCUCUCCACGAACCGCACAGCUCGCGCGACCGCUGAAACAGAAAGCAUGGCCGCCCUCGCCGCGAUGGCCGGGAAGCUCGGCCUCGACAUGGACGACCUGAACGACAGCGACCGGCCGCCGCCGGGCCCGCCCAAGGACCCGAACGAGCCCGUGCUCGCGCCGGUCAUGGGCAAGUCGUCGGUCGAGGUCAUCGAGGGCAGCGACGAGAUCCGGCCCGAGGGCUGGUGGCACCCCAAGGGCGCGUCGGAGCAGGGGCAAAAGUCGGACGCGCCCGUCCUGGCCCCCGAGAAGCUCGCGGCCGAGGCGGCGUCGGCGUACGUCGAGACCGUGCCCUUCGACACCUUCGCCCUGAGCGACGAGGGCAAGAAGGUCGUGCUCUACUUCGGCCUGCCCGGCGCGAAGGCGAACCUCGGCAAGGACGCCGUCGCGGCGUCGUUCCGGACGCAGGCCCUCGAGGUCACGGCGCGCGUCGGCAGCAAGCGCUACCGCUUCCACGAGUCCAUCAUCUACGAGCACAUCGUCCCCGCCAAGGGCAAGGUCAAAGUCAAGAGCGACCACGUCGUCGUCACCAUGUUCAAGGUCCACGCCGCGUGCCCCUGGGACACGAUCUCCGUGAACCGCAAGGCCGUCGGCCCGGUGCGCACGUCGCCGCCGGACCACGGCCGGCCGACGGUCGUCACGGCGAGCGGCGACGCGGCCUAA